This is a messenger RNA of Ostreococcus lucimarinus CCE9901, 1074 nucleotides long. RefSeq lists its product with no specific name. The transcript has a single exon. The record is from RefSeq and is a predicted model, not a curated record. Bases 1 to 1074 code for a protein of 357 amino acids. NCBI's taxonomy places the organism in Eukaryota, Viridiplantae, Chlorophyta, Mamiellophyceae, Mamiellales, Bathycoccaceae.
AUGACGCGCGCGACGGGACGCGCGCGCGCGAGCGAGGACGACGCGACGACGACGCGAGGGACGUACGGGGCGACGCGGACGUCGCGCGGAAGCGCGAGCGACGACGCGAGGGACGACGCGCGGAGGCGAGGGACGACGCGCGCGAGACGGUGGCGCGCGGCGGGGGCGUGCGCGUGCUUGGCGCUCGCGAUCGGGACGUGCGGAACGGGUGAAGGAGGCGCGAUCGAGCGAUGGGGAGAGGCGACGCGGGCGCUGGGCGCGAGGGCGUGGACGAAGGGCGUCGGCGCGGCGUUGGGUGAGGGGUCGGUGUCGUCCACGGUGACGUCGUCGGUGACGUCCACGGUGAACGGGGGGACGCCGAGUCCGCCGCCGCCGAGUCCGCCGCCGAAUCCGCCGCCGAACCCGCCGCCGCCGAGUCCGCCGCCGAAUCCGCCGCCGAAUCCGCCACCGAACCCGCCGCCAACGGCGACUCCAGACGCACAUCCGUCGUCGACUCCGGUGGAGAGUCCGAGUCCGGCGCCCGAGCCCGUGUCCUCGCCGCCGGCUUUGACGCCGGAUCAGGCCGCUAAACUUAAGCGGGAUAUUCGCCGGCUCACCAGAAAGAUCGGCAGACGCAAGCCGGACCACCCUUCGAUGCCCGGCUUGCAGCAACAACUCGCCGAGCUCCAAAGAGAGCUCAACGGCGAAGCGUCGCCGACAUCGAGUCCGAGUCCGGCGUCCGAGCCCGUGUCCUCGCCGCCGGCUUUGACGCCGGAUCAGGCCGCUAAACUUAAGCGGGAUAUUCGCCGGCUCACCAGAAAGAUCGGCAGACGCAAGCCCGACCACCCUUCGAUGCCCGGCUUGCAGCAACAACUCGCCGAGCUCCAAAGAGAGCUCAACGGCGAAGCGUCGCCGACAUCGAGUGUCAGCGCACGUCUGGGCUCGAAAGCUUCAAUCGUAGUCAGCACUCGUGACCUAGACGUGUCGCGCGCUUCACUUUUUUGUGUGGUCGCUGUCACCAUCGUCGGCAUCGUCAUACGUCGCCUUCGACGAGCGCCCGAGUUCGAGACUGACGAAAUCGCUCGCCUCUUGUGA